AUGCGGCUCCCCGCGCUGCUGCUGUGUGCGCUGAGCGCCGCCGCGGGCGCCGGCCCCGCGGACGACUACGAGCUCCUGUACUUGAACCUGGAUAACGAGCUGGAGCCCGCGCAGCUCCCCACCGACGAGCCCACGCCGUGCGACUGUCGCCGCGAGCCCUCGGAGUGGGACAAACUGUUCACCAUGCUGGAGAACUCGCAGAUGCGGGAGGCCAUGCUGCUGGAGGCCACCGACGCGGUGCUCCGCGGGGAGAUGCAGAGGCUGCGAGCCGAGCUGGGCCGGCUGGCGGGCGGCCUGGCCCGGCCAUGCGCCGCGGGCCCCGGGGAGGCCCGGUUGGCCCGGGCGCUGGACGAGCUUCUGCAGGGCAGCCGCGACGCGAGCCGCCGGCUGGCGCGCCUGGAGGACGCCGAGGCGCGGCGCCCAGCGGCGCCGGCGGAGGCGGAGGCCGGGCGCGCCCUGGGCGCGAUGCUGCGCGAGCUGCGGGAGACCCGCGCGGAGCUGCGGGCGGUGCGCCGGUGGGCUGCCCGCCACGGGCUGCCGGCAGGCUGUGAAGUGGCCCUCGUGUUCCCGAUGCGCUCCCCGCGGAUCUUUGGCAGCGUGCACCCCGUGCGGCCCUUGCAGCUGCACGCCUUCAGCGCGUGCCUCUGGGUGCGGGCCUCGGAGGUGCUCAACAAGACCGUCCUCUUCUCCUACGGCACGGAGCAGAGUCCACGCGAGAUGCAGCUCUCCCUGGGUCCCCGCGCCGUGGAGCUCGUGGUGGGCGGGGAAGGGCAGGGGCUGGCGGCGGCCCGGGCCGUGGUCCCGGGGCGGUGGACGCACCUGUGCGGCACGUGGGCGUCGCGGGGCGGCCGCGCCUCCCUGUGGGCCGACGGGCAGCUGCUGGCCGCCGCGGCGGAGGUGGCCGCCGGCCAUCAGGUCCCUGCGGGCGGCGCCCUGCGGAUCGGCCAGGAGGGCGGCCGAGGCGCCGGCAGCGUCGACGACGCUCCCGCCUUCUCUGGGUGGCUCACCGGCUUCAACAUCUGGGACCGUGUCUUGAGCGAGGCCGAGAUCCGCGAGGCCGGCGGGGACGAGUCCUGCCACGUCCGCGGGAACGUGGUCGGCUGGGGCAUCACCGAGAUCCUGCCCCAUGGUGGUGCGCAGUACCUCUCCUAG
Dipodomys spectabilis (banner-tailed kangaroo rat) is the source of this 1152-nucleotide messenger RNA. RefSeq names its product pentraxin 3 (gene Ptx3). Bases 1 to 1152 code for a protein of 383 amino acids. The transcript has 3 exons. NCBI's taxonomy places the organism in Eukaryota, Metazoa, Chordata, Mammalia, Rodentia, Heteromyidae. Gene Ontology annotation, biological process: innate immune response. Gene Ontology annotation, molecular function: complement component C1q complex binding. The record is from RefSeq and is a predicted model, not a curated record.